Messenger RNA from Poecilia reticulata (guppy), 2724 nucleotides. The record is from RefSeq and is a predicted model, not a curated record. Lineage: Eukaryota; Metazoa; Chordata; Actinopteri; Cyprinodontiformes; Poeciliidae.
UGUAGGCAGCAUAAGAGGAAAGGACGGGUGGCAUCACAUUUUCAUCGGAUUUGGAAACUGGGACUGAUAUAGAAAAAGAACAAAAGUGGACGUGUGAGGCUGGAAACAAUGGAGAGAAUGUUUAGAUCAUCUAACCGUGGCUGGUUUGUUUUUUAUUUCGCCAUCCUGCUGAUUGUCGCGGAACAAGUUCUGGCUGAACUGAGGUACUCCAUCCCAGAAGAGGUAAACGAAGGAACCGCUGUGGGAUACAUUGCAAAAGAUCUUGGUUUGGAUAAAGCCUCAUUGGUUGAUCGUCGGUUUCGUGUGGUGCCUGGAUCCAAGGAGGCGUAUUUUGAGGUGAAUUCAGACAACGGCGCUUUACAGGUUCGCAGAAAAAUUGACAGAGAGGAGAUUUGUCACGGUAGCGGCGCAUGCCUAAUGGAGCUGAAAAUUCUCGUUGAAAACCCCUUGGAGAUGCACCAUGUUGUUGUCGAUAUAGCAGAUGUAAAUGAUCAUUAUCCCAGCUUUUCUGAAAACGAACAAAUGUUUGAAAUAGGAGAACAGUCAUCACUAGGAACAAGAUUUCAGUUGGAUGCGGCCCGCGAUCCGGAUGCUGGAAUAAACUCCAUCCGCACGUACACAUUAACGUCAAAUGAUCAUUUUGAUAUUGAGGUAAUCCAGAGUGAGGAGGAGAAAGUGCCAUAUUUAGUAUUAAAAAAAUCCCUAGACAGAGAACAAAAGAAAAAGCACAUGUUUAUUUUAACAGCGGCCGAUGGAGGCAAGCCUCCAAAAUCGGCGACACUUAAUAUUUCCAUUAUUGUCCUUGAUAGUAAUGACAAUCGCCCGGCAUUCAAUAAAGAGAUUUAUCAAAUUGAAAUUCAAGAGAAUGCAUUAGUUGGCACAACUCUUACAACGUUAAAUGCAACAGAUCCAGACGAAGGAACAAAUGGAGAUAUAGAGUACAGCCUCAGCAAAGCUGCGGCUGAACUGAGAUACUCCGUUCCAGAGGAGGUGAAAGAGGGAACCGUCGUUGGAAAUAUUGCCAAGGAUCUUGGUCUGGAGAAAGCACAUUUAACUGAUCGACGCCUGCGUAUUGUUUCGGGAUCUGAAAAUACUUUUUUCAGUGUUAACACGAAUAACGGCGCCUUACAGGUUCGUAGACAAAUUGACAGAGAAGAGCUAUGUCACGGUGGUGGCGCAUGCUUACUGGAGCUAAAGAUCAUCGUUGAAAACCCGCUAGAAAUGCACCACGUUGUUGUGGAGGUUACAGAUGUAAAUGAUCACUCCCCAAGUUUCCUAGAGAAACAGCAACAUUUUGAAAUAGCCGAACAUACGGCUCCCGAAACGCGAUUUCAGCUCCAAGUGGCCAAUGACCCCGAUUUAGGCUUCCAAGUUGUCGCCACUGAUUCUGGGACUCCGUCACUCAGCAGCAACGUCACAGUGAACGUGUUCAUUCUGGAUCAGAACGACAACGCUCCAGUCAUCCUGUAUCCACUCAGCUCCAAUGGUUCUGCUGAAGGUGUGGAGGAGAUUCCACGUAACGUGAACGCAGGACACUUGGUGACUAAAGUCAGAGCCUAUGACGCUGAUAUAGGAUAUAAUGGCUGGUUGCUGUUUUCACUGCAGGAAGUUWCUGACCACAGBCUGUUUGGUUUGGACCGCUACACAGGACAGAUCAGAACACUUCGCUCMUUCACAGAGACAGABGAGGCUGARCAUAAACUGGUCAUACUGGUCAAGGAUAAUGGCAACGUUUCCCUCUCAGCAACAGCUACUGUGAUUGUUAAACUGGUUGAACCCAAAGAGGCUUUUGCAGCUUCUGAUGUUAAAAGUGCAGCAAAGGAUGACGAAGGUGACGAUGUGACUUUUUACCUGAUGAUCACGUUGGGCGCAGUUUCAAUUCUGUUUAUAAUCAGUAUCAUCGUGCUGAUUGCAAUGCAGUGCUCCAAAUCCACAGACUAUACUUCUAAAUAUCUCCAAGAAGCUAAUUAUGAUGGGACACUGUGUCACAGCAUCCAGUACAGAUCUGGAGACAAAAGGUACAUGUUAGUUGGACCCAGAAUGAGUAUUGGAUCUACUAUUGUACCUGGAAGUCAUGCAAACACACUAGUGCUUCCUGAUAGGAGGAGAACAUCUGAGGAGGCUGCGGCUCAACUGAGGUACUCAGUUCCGGAGGAGGUUAAAGAGGGRACCGUCAUUGGAAAUAUUGCGAAGGAUCUUGGUCUGGAGAAAUCACAUUUAACGGAUCGACGGCUACGGCUUGCUUCUGGAUCCGAAAACACAUUGUUUGAUGUUAAUUUGGAUAACGGAGCAUUACAGACUUUCCAGUUCCAAGUUGUCGCCACUGAUUCUGGGACUCCGUCACUCAGCAGCAACGUCACAGUGAAUGUGUUCAUUCUGGAUCAUAACGACAACGCUCCAGUAAUCCUGUAUCCACUCAGCUCCAAUGGUUCUGCUGAAGGUGUGGAGGAGAUUCCACGUAAUGUGAACGCAGGACACUUGACUGCUGCUGAACUGAGGUACUCUGUUCCGGAGGAGGUUAAAGAGGGGACCAUCAUUGGGAAUAUUGCGAAGGACCUUGGUCUGGAGAAAGCACAUUUUACUGAUCGACGGCUACGAGUUGUUUCCGGAUCAGAAAGCACACUGUUCGAUGUAAACAUGGAUAACGGUGCCCUGGAGCUGAGCACACUACACUCGGCACACGAUUUCAGCUUCAAGCUGCCCGCGACCCCGAUGCCGGAGUGA